Molecule: messenger RNA, 3542 nt
Organism: Hirundo rustica (Barn swallow)
Lineage: Eukaryota; Metazoa; Chordata; Aves; Passeriformes; Hirundinidae
Gene: CAPRIN1
Product: cell cycle associated protein 1
Exons: 19
Coding region: 177-2294 (705 amino acids)
Cellular component (GO): cytoplasm
Molecular function (GO): RNA binding
Source: RefSeq, a predicted model, not a curated record
CGCGCCCUGCCUCCCUCCCUCCCUCUCUCUCUCUCUCUCUCUCGUCUCUCUCCCGUGGUAGCAGGACCAGCGCGGGCGGCGGGGCUGGAGCGUGGCUGAGGCGGCCAUUCCUACAGAGCGAGAGAGAGCGCAGCGUGUCCCUCCCCCCCGUCCCCGGGCUCAGUCGCGCACAGGAGAUGCCCUCGGCUACCAACAGCACCAUGGCGAGCAGCACCACCGGCAGCAGCACCGGCAAAGCGGGACCGGGCAGCGAGGCUGCCCCGGCGGCGGCGGCCCCGCAGGCGGCGGCGGGUGUGAACAUCACCACGGUGCAGACCGAGGCCAUGAAGCAGAUCCUGGGGGUGAUCGACAAGAAGCUGCGCAACCUGGAGAAGAAGAAGAGCAAACUUGAUGAUUACCAGGAACGAAUGAACAAGGGAGAACGUCUGAAUCAAGAUCAACUGGAUGCGGUGUCAAAAUACCAGGAAGUGACAAAUAAUCUGGAAUUUGCUAAGGAACUGCAGAGGAGUUUUAUGGCUCUGAGCCAAGAUAUCCAGAAAACAAUAAAGAAGACAGCUCGUAGGGAGCAGCUGAUGCGAGAGGAGGCUGAGCAGAAGCGUUUAAAGACUGUGCUGGAGCUGCAGUUUAUUCUGGAGAAGCUGGGGGAUGAUGAAGUGCGCAGCGACCUCAAGCAGGGAUCCAAUGGGGUGCCAGUGCUGACAGGGGAGGAACUGACAAUGCUGGAUGAGUUUUAUAAGCUGGUUUACCCUGAACGAGACAUGAGCAUGAGGUUGAAUGAGCAGUAUGAGCAAGCAUCUGUUCACCUGUGGGACUUACUGGAAGGGAAGGAAAAACCAGUUUGUGGAACAACCUAUAAAGCGCUGAAGGAGGUCGUUGAACGAAUUCUUCAGACCAGUUACUUUGACAGCACCCACAACCACCAGAAUGGGCUGUGUGAGGAGGAGGAGGCUGCACCUGCACCUGCAGUAGAAGACGCUGCAGCAGAGGCUGAACCCGAUCCAGCAGAAGAAUUUACUGAGCCAGCUGAAGUUGAAUCAACUGAGUAUGUAAACAGACAAUUCAUGGCAGAGACUCAGUUCAGCAGUAGUGAGAAGGAACAGGUAGAUGAGUGGACAGUUGAAACGGUUGAGGUUGUAAAUUCCCUGCAGCAACAGACGCAGGCGACGUCUCCUCCCGUCCCGGAACCUCACACGCUCACUGCUGUGGCUCAGGCAGACCCCCUGGUCAGGAGACAGCGAGUACAGGACCUCAUGGCACAGAUGCAGGGACCCUACAACUUCAUGCAGGACUCAAUGCUGGAAUUUGAGAACCAAACGCUUGAUCCUGCCAUUGUGUCUGCACAGCCCAUGAACCCAGCACAGAGUCUGGACAUGCCCCAAAUGGUUUGCCCUCCAGUUCAUGCUGAGUCAAGACUUGCCCAGCCUACCCAAGUUCCUGUGCAACCAGAAGCGACGCAGGUUCCCUUGGUUUCUUCUACAAGUGAGGGAUAUACAGCUUCCCAACCCAUGUAUCAGCCUUCUCACACAGCAGAGCAAAGGCCACAGAAAGAAUCAAUUGACCAGAUGCAGGCUUCCAUGUCCCUGAAUGCAGACCAGACCCCAUCCUCAUCAUCACUUCCCACUGCAUCCCAGCCACAGGUGUUCCAGGCUGCCUCCAGCAAGCCUUUGCACAGCAGCGGAAUCAACGUCAAUGCAGCUCCAUUCCAAUCCAUGCAAACAGUAUUCAACAUGAAUGCACCUGUUCCUCCUGUGAAUGAGCCAGAAACCCUUAAGCAGCAAAGCCAGUACCAGGCCAGUUACAACCAGAGCUUCUCCAAUCAACCUCACCAAGUAGAACAAUCAGAUCUCCAGCAAGAACAACUCCAGACAGUGGUUGGUACCUACCACGGUUCCCCGGACCAGAGUCACCAAGUGGCAGGAAACCACCAGCAGCCUCCCCAGCAGAGCACUGGAUUUCCCAGGAACAGCCAGCCUUACUACAACAGCCGAGGGGUGUCCCGGGGGGGAUCCCGCGGGGCCCGGGGCCUCAUGAACGGUUACAGGGGCCCGGCGAACGGAUUCAGAGGGGGAUACGAUGGCUACCGUCCUUCCUUUUCCAACACUCCAAACAGCGGCUACACACAGCCCCAGUUCAAUGCUCCUCGGGAUUACUCAAACUACCAGAGGGAUGGAUAUCAACAAAAUUUCAAACGUGGCUCUGGACAAAGUGGACCUCGGGGAGCUCCUAGAGGUCGUGGAGGGCCCCCCAGACCAAACAGAGGGAUGCCUCAGAUGAACGCUCAGCAAGUGAAUUAAACACCUUCACAGGAUUCCGUUCAACGCCAAAAACACGCUGGCCAGUGUACAAUACAUGUUACCAGAAGAGUUACUAUCUAUUUGUUCUCCCUUACAGGAAGUUUGUUGUAAAGGGACUAUUUUCAUUACCCAUAAUGACAGGACUACAGUUGCCAGCUUUAUAUUCCCUGGAUAUUGAAAGGAACGAAACAGCGUUUACUCUGCAUGUUCUGUCCUAAGCAUCAUCUUGAGCCUUGCACAUGAGAUUCAGAUUCCUCACCCUUGCUAAGGAUAAAGCAAAAAAGGCAAUUUUUCAGGGUGAUCCAAUCUCCAUGGUUAACUGAAGUGGCAGGAAAAAGCAAAUACUCACUUCUGACAUUUAAAAGCGAUUUAACAAAAUUCAGAUUAAAUCUGCAAAUCCGUAAAUAUAUACUGUGGUGGCAGUUGACAAAACUCAAAUGUUCCCAUGAAAGGAUGGGAAAGGUGAAGUGUGGCUUGGUAGAGCAGCUGCAUUUCAGCUUUUCCUUAUUAAAUCAAAGCACUGAGCAGUUCAAGAUGUGUAGUGAUGCAAUUACCCUAAAUAGGCAGGUGGGCUUAGAGGCAGUUUGUGACAAAGAAGAGACACCCUUAGCUGCAGCACUCCUCAUCACCAGGGCCCCAAGUCCUGUGGCUAAGGAGUUCAGAGCGCUUGCAUAACUGCUAAUGUAACUGUGUAAUUAUUUUUUUUUAGGAGACAAGGUUAAAAAAAAAAAAAAAAAGAAAAAAAGAAAAGAAAAGGAAAAAAAAAAAAAAGCUUUGAUUUGGCACUUGGACAAAAUUUUGCAACAAAUCCUGAGCUAUAAUCCGGAUGGCCACUGUAUAUUUGAUGUGAAGUAUUUAGAUAUCUCUUUGAAACACUUUUAAGUUUCUUUGAUAGCAAUGACUUUUGUAAGGAUUGGUAUUCUCUUAUCAUUCCUUAUGACUUGCACAUUGUCUGUCACUAAUACUUGACCUUGCUGUAUUAUCACCUAAAUAACUGAUGCCGGUACUGAUGGAAAUCCCUAAUGGAUAAUCAUAACACUUUUGGUCACAUGUCCUUUUGUCUUUCCUGCAGCCUUGAAGGUUUUAUGAAAUCUCAAAUGCCCGCUGCUGCUGCCCUUCCAAUUGCUGUCUUUUGAAAAGCACCAGUCUGUGUUUGAGUUGAUUUCCCCUUUUCAGGGAAAUGACAGCCAGCAGUUACAGUUCUAAUGGUAUAAGCAAGAUAAAUAAAACAUGUUUAUAAAAAUUGUA